AUGACCCUGAAGCAGAAUAGCUUCUCCUGGACGGAGAUUGAGAAGCGGUUUCCACACAGACAACUCGGCUCUUUGCGGCAGCGAUGGUACGCAAAACUUCAGAAUACACACGCAAGCAACCCCCCCACCAACAAGCAGAGGCAAGAGUGGAACUGUCGUGCAUCAGCCGGUGAACCCCUUCUGAUAUCAAAGCCGCCCACGCCCGUCGAAACUUCACAUCGCUAUCCCGGUGGACAACCCCAACCAGCGGAUGACCGGGCCAUGCCGAAUGCGAAGCACCGCACACCAUCUCCGUCCUCAACAGUGACUGCCAUGUGCUCAGUGUGCAAUUCUGUCAUUGAGGUGGAGGCUUCCAGUGUGUUCAAGGCUGCUAACAAUCGCAUGCGGAUUCUUAAUGAUUCUGGGUACCACUUCUGCUAUAAGAGUGUUGUGCUCGAGAAAGUGCAGAGGCAUGGCAGAAAGAUUCUCUCUCAGAGUGUCCUGCACAGCACUGGCUACUAUGGCCUUAGAGGCCAUGAGAUCCUCUCAGCGCAUGUCGUGUCUCACUUUAAAGACGCCAUCGACUCACUGGCUGGCAUUGAUAGCGUGGCAUCAAAGUAUGGGACUGUGAUGUAUGCUCAGAAGGUCUUGGUUCCUGAACUGCUGAAGAUGUUGGUUCAGGAGAACAUGGGAGUUGAUGCUAAAGAGGCCCACCGGAUUCUGAAGAAGAGCAACAAGAUCAGGAAUUUGCUUAAUCUUGAGUGA
Molecule: messenger RNA, 744 nt
Organism: Blastomyces gilchristii SLH14081
Lineage: Eukaryota; Fungi; Ascomycota; Eurotiomycetes; Onygenales; Ajellomycetaceae
Exons: 4
Coding region: 1-744 (247 amino acids)
Source: RefSeq, a predicted model, not a curated record